GCGCCGGCGAGCCGAGGCAAACCUGAAGGGCACCGCAAGGGUCUGCCUGGGUCCACUGAAAAUUUCUGUAGGAUAUUUUCAGCACCACUGCAAGCACACGCAUUGCGUGAAUCUCGCCUUGUCCGGGUCCACACAGCGACACCUCGACUCGCCCUUUUCUCGCGAAGACCGUCCCGUUCAACGCCUCGGCAAGUGGAUUUUGUAGAAUUAAUAAUGCCGAAGGUUUUGUCUUACAGGGCCGGAUCGGCAUGGUAGAGAUACGUAUGCCUGCAGCCAUGGGGUUUCCAGAAUGUUGUCAUGGUUCGGCAACGGAGGGAGCCCCUGAGCGACGAUAUGAAGCUCCCGCGCCCAGCCCGGACUCAUUUAUAUAUCGCCGCUCCCAAUCAUCUUGAGCUCAUGGCUCAUGUGUGCUAUUAUUAUCCCAGCCCAUCAAAACAACAUAUUUUUUAUCAUUCAAACAACUGGGCUGCUCUCCUCCAAUUCCACUUAGAUUCCCGUCCAGAUAACUACAGCAACCAGAACCAGCCAAGAUGAGACCCGACUUUGUGCCCAAGCAGUUCUAUCUGCUUGGCGAGGAUGUCUCCACAGCACGAGAGAUCAGCAUUCCCUCAGCAGUCGACGAGGAUGAACUCAGGCAACUGGUUGCAUCACAUUUUGCCAUUGUCGGCGCAAAAGGUAUCGGGUUCGUGAACGAUCGUGAGGCGUACUCAACGGUGGCGGACGUACUAGAUGCACAAGGCCCAGUCGCUAUUACUAUUGACGGGCGUGGGGUCCGUGAGGUCCAGGGGCCCAAGGGUCUGCCAUAUGUCGGCAACUAUUUUGAGAUUUACCCCGACCAUCUCGGAAACCACCAGCGGCUAUUCGAGAAAUAUGGCCCCAUCUUCAAGACCAACAACAUGGGUUCGACCACAUAUCUUACAAAUGAUCCCGCACUUGCAGGUAUCUUUUUCUCAGAGAACGAUUUUUUCACCAAGGAUAUCAUCCCAGGACACCCCCUCUACCCCAUCAAGAACAACGAGGCUGGUGUCUUCCUGGGUGACACGGACACGGAAGAAUGGAAAGUCGCACACAAGUUCUUGCCUCCAUUUUUUGGGCCAAAGGCAGUGCGUCAUUAUGCCCCGACCAUGAACCAGACUGUUGAGGAUGCGUUCAAGGUUUUCGACGAACUCGCAGAUCGCGAUGAGGCAUGGAACGUGUACUCUUACAUGCUGAAGCUCGGCUCACAGGCCGUCGGCAAGCUGAUCCUUGGCAUGGAUUUCAACCACUUCGCUUCGGUAGACGCGCCACCACACGAGAUGGUGAUCCUCAUGGCCACAUCCCUGGAGCUGAACAAGAAGAUCACAUCGAUGGGUAGCUGGUAUGCUCAUCUCCCAUUUGGCGACCCGAAGAAGUUAUACGAUGCGAAGGAGCGCAUGAGGGUCAUGAUCGAGGAGGUCAUUGCUGGUGCAUCGAGGGGGAUCGAGGACUUGGACCUGCAGGAGGCGGCGUUGAAGGCGAACAACAUGGUUGACUAUGUGUUGCGCGCCACCGACAACAAGGGCAACAAGCUCCCGACGAACCGUGUCCUGGAGCCACUGGUCGUCGCCACCGGCGCCGGCUUCACCACGACCAGCUCCCUCCUGUCCUGGCUUAUCUACGGCAUGGUCAACUACCCGGGCAUGCAGGAGCGCCUGCUGCAGGAGCUCGUGGACAACGACUUCACCGACGAGACGGAGGUGACGGCCGACCUGACGGCCAAGCUGCCCUUCCUCGACCACUUCAUCAAGGAGACGCAGCGGCGGCACAACCCGUCAUACCAGCCGGCACGCACGGCCAAGUGCGACCUCGUGCUGCCAGGCGGCUACAAGAUCCCCAAGGACUCCAUCGUGAUCCCGGCGCUGCACCACAUCCACAACAACCCAGCCAUCUGGGGCAAUCCGGCGAGCUUCGACCCGGACCGCUGGGACACCGAUCGCGUGCGCAACAAGCCCAACAACAGUUAUAUCCCCUUCGCCACGGGCCCCCGCGGCUGCAUCGGGUUCAACUUUGCGCUGCAGGAGGUGCGCAUCUUCCUGUGCAAGCUCGUGUGGCGCUACCAGUUCAGCCUCGCCACCGAGGGCGCCAUCGACUACGACCCCAUGUUCCAGCUCAUACGGCCCACGAACCUCUACGUGCGCGCUGAGAGGAGGGUGAAGUGGCCGCCGAGGACUGAGGCGUAAAUGGGCUGGCUGGCUGCCGCUGCCAGUGCUUCUUUAGCGAACGAGUUGGGUGAGGGUGGCAGGUGUCGGCCUGUGUCUGGCCCGGGAGCGCGGUGAGCAUGACUCGUUGCCUCCCAGGCGCGGUGGAGCUGACGAUGUGACGCCUGCGACGACCUGAGCGUCGCGGAGCCGCCACUGCGUUACCUCGGCAUUGGUGCAAGCUUCUCACCAGGAGUUUCUGAGGGCAUUUUCUUGUUUGUGCGUGGCGGGAAGCGGCGAAUUGGUGUUAUGGUUUCUCGGAGUUCAGGUUGGCGUUUUACUGGCGUCCUGAGUAUCGUGGGAUCCUUUUCUGCCCAAGCACUGGCAGUGUUCGGGGAGUGGGUCCAUAGACAAAACAGAUUCUCGCUCACAAUGCAAAACAAACAAAUCGAUCG
Messenger RNA from Diaporthe batatas, 2611 nucleotides. RefSeq lists its product as uncharacterized. The record is from RefSeq and is a predicted model, not a curated record. Gene Ontology annotation, molecular function: iron ion binding; oxidoreductase activity, acting on paired donors, with incorporation or reduction of molecular oxygen; monooxygenase activity. Bases 531 to 2198 code for a protein of 555 amino acids. The transcript is spliced from 2 exons. Lineage: Eukaryota; Fungi; Ascomycota; Sordariomycetes; Diaporthales; Diaporthaceae.